Arthroderma uncinatum is the source of this 1722-nucleotide messenger RNA. RefSeq lists its product as uncharacterized. Gene Ontology annotation, biological process: transmembrane transport. Lineage: Eukaryota; Fungi; Ascomycota; Eurotiomycetes; Onygenales; Arthrodermataceae. Gene Ontology annotation, molecular function: transmembrane transporter activity. The record is from RefSeq and is a predicted model, not a curated record. The transcript is spliced from 2 exons. Bases 1 to 1722 code for a protein of 573 amino acids.
AUGUCGAGCUUCCCACCACCAAAGGACCGACGGGCCUCUUCCACCCCUCACUACCAGACAUUUUCAACACCACCGCCGAAGUCAGCCGGCCGCCCUCUUUCCGCUGAGUCUGCGUCCUCAUACCAAUCUUCGUCUCACAACAAUGCUAGCGAGCAUGCCGAGACGCCGAGCGCAACGCCGAUACCUGUUCAGCAGAUGUCGGUCCUGGCCUUUAUCGCCCUAUGCGAGCAAACAGCGCUCAACUCCAUAAGCCCAUACUUGCCUGCUAUGGCAGCCUCCUUCCCGGAGGUAGGCGCCCAUGAAGUCGGGAUGUAUGUCGGCACGAUCGCGUCGGCCUUUGCGCUCGCGCAGUUCUCUACCAAUUUCUUCUGGGGUUGGCUCUCAGACCGUAUUGGCCGGAAGCCGGUCAUACUGCUGGGAACGAUCCUUACUGCUUUUUGCUUCCUUGCCUUUGGCUUCUGUAAAACACUAUGGCAGGCCAUCAUUGUUCAACUCUUCAUGGGUCUGGUGAACGGGAACCAAGGAGUGGUUUCCACUUGUUUGGGCGAAAUCACAGAUCGCAGUAACCAGUCACGAGCCUUUACAUAUCUGCCGGUGAUCUAUGGGAUUGGAGGUAUUACUGGCCCAAUAUUGGGCGGCCUUCUUGUCUCCAAAACCCCAACUAGCCAGGGAUACCCAUUCCUUAUGCCUAACCUCGUAUCUGCCGCAAUCCUAAUCAGUGACUUCAUUGUCACGUCUAUAUUCCUGGAAGAGAGUGUGGAAGGCGCGCGGAUGCUUCCCCGGAUCUACAGGAAAUUCCGUCACAUGUUCACUUGGUUGUGGCAAUUCAACAGCUCAUCCCGGCCAACAUACCUGCGAAAUGAUACCGAUGCGGAUUACUUCCGCCACCCGAACCGCCAUGGAGCUCGACCCUAUAGAGAAUGCCUCGAUAGUGACAAUGAUGAUGAUGAUUCUGACUCGACCGUCACUCCUAUGUUCCAUGACCGACCUCAUAACGAAGUCCUUAACCGAGAUGAGAUCUUCAACAGAGAUAUGAUAUUGUUGCUUCUUACUUACUUGAUAUUCUCCCUAUCAAACGUCUCAUUCAACUCGCUCUACCCCAUCUUCGCCCAGGCCUCCCCUCCUACAGGCCGACAGUUUAACCCGCAGGAGAUAGGCAUCUCGCUAGCUUUCGCGGGGAUCGUCACUAUAGUUUUCCAGAUAUGUGUAUUCGGAAAACUCCGUGACAAGAUGGGCAAUAGGUGGUCUUAUCGAGCUGGCCUACUUGGCUUCGUUGCGUCAUUCAUCUUAAUGCCGUUUAUUGGCUACAAGGAUGGAGCAAGUAUGAAUUUGACGUUAUCGAAGCAAAACCUCAUGGUAGCCGUGGAAGUGUGUGUGGUGUUGUUGAUCAAGACCGUGGCCACUGUUGGUGGCUUAACCAGCGCGUUGCUAUUGAUUACCAACUCUGCACCAGAUCACUCCGUGCUGGGCUCUCUUAACGGACUUGCCCAAACCCUCUCUGCUGCGGGCCGUGCCGUUGGGCCGUUCCUAUCUGGAAGUCUUUUUACAUUGGCCACUAAGGUGCAACCUAAAGGAGAAGCACUUGCAUUUGGCGUUUUCGGCGGAGUGGCUUUCGUUGGAUUCCUCCUUAGUCUUGGUAUUCGUUCUCGAAACCUCGAGGCUGAUGGGUGGGGAAGCGAGGACGACGAUUGCGGAAAGUCUGACGAUGAAGAAGAGGUUUAG